UACUGGGAAGCAUGGUCCUUGACAAGACGAGGUUGUGCCGGCAGGUCAGUCGACGACAUACCAGUAGACUCCUUGACCCAUCUCAACGUUGCAUUUGCCUACAUCACACCCGAUACAUUUGAAGUCGUCCCGAUGCCGAAGACAAGCGCCAAGAUCUUCUCAGAGAUCACUGCGGUCAAGCAGAAAGCUCCUGGACUCAAGAUCUGGAUCUCCCUUGGGGGAUGGACCUUUUCCGAUAAUGGUACAGACACCCAAUCAGUAUGGGGAGAUAUUGCUCGGACACAAGCGAACCGGAACAAGUUCACCGUGAACCUAUACAAGUUCAUGAAGACAUAUGGUUUCGACGGAGUGGACAUCGACUGGGAAUAUCCAGGGGCGCCAGAUCGAGGCGGCAAACCCGACGAUGUGCAAAACUUUGUUUUAUUGAUGGAAUAUAUUUCCGUAUAUUUCGAGGCAUCCGCUUCUGGCUUCGGACUCUCUUUCACUGCGCCCAGCUCCUACUGGUACCUACGUUGGUUCAAGAUCGACCAGUUGCACAAAUACGUUAACUGGAUUAAUGUAAUGACAUAUGACAUACACGGAAGCUGGGAUUCUCCAGCAUCAACUAUCGGAUCGAUUGUCUACGCACACACCAACCUCACCGAGAUACAAGAUACCUUGAACCUUUUCUGGCGGAACAACGUCCCCGCCGAUAAACUGAACCUUGGAAUCGGCUUUUACGGACGCUCUUACACUCUGGAAGAUACUUCAUGUGCCAAACCCGGAUGCCCGUUUUCAGCCCCGGGUCGCGCCGGGUCCUGCACGGGCGAAUCUGGGGUGUUAUCUUAUGCCGAGAUCGAAGCCCGUAUCAAGAUGUACGACUUGGAUGCGAUACACGAUAAAACAGCAGGCGUGAAGUAUCUCACUUUUGAUGAAAACCAAUGGGUCUCAUAUGAUGACCAAGAAACCCUCCAAACGAAGGUAGACUUCGCAAACGAGCAAGGGCUGCUGGGGUUGUUUGUCUGGGCCAUUGAUCUGGACGAUACCCAACAUACUGCGUUGAAAGCCCUCCUUGGUGGGAAACUCGGCACCUUCGCUACUCAGAACGGAUAUGAUCCCAACUAUUCACAAGAUGAUGAUUGGGACUCGGUCACUGGCAAUUCAUGCGCUUGGUCCGGUAUGUUUGGCACUUGUGUCGAGGCUGUCGUUUGUAACCUGGACUAUCGCUGA
Messenger RNA from Bipolaris victoriae FI3, 1209 nucleotides. RefSeq names its product glycoside hydrolase family 18 protein. Gene Ontology annotation, biological process: carbohydrate metabolic process. Gene Ontology annotation, molecular function: hydrolase activity, hydrolyzing O-glycosyl compounds; chitin binding. The transcript is spliced from 7 exons. The record is from RefSeq and is a predicted model, not a curated record. NCBI's taxonomy places the organism in Eukaryota, Fungi, Ascomycota, Dothideomycetes, Pleosporales, Pleosporaceae. The annotation marks the transcript as partial.